AUGGAGAAAAAGCGAAGAAAGACGACGACGACGAGGACGAAGAUGAAGAUGAAGACGAGGAUUCAAGCAGCAAAAAAGAAGGCCGGCGAUGCGGAGCAGGCAGCAGAUACCGCUACUACUACUGAUACUACUACUGAUACUACUACUGAUACUACUACUGACACGGCAGACAGCAGACGGCAUGAAGAAGAAGAAGAAGAAGAAGAAGACGACGAGUCCAUGAUGCUGCUAGUGGUGAUGCCUGACAGAUAG
Messenger RNA from Trichophyton benhamiae CBS 112371, 252 nucleotides. RefSeq lists its product as uncharacterized. The record is from RefSeq and is a predicted model, not a curated record. The transcript has 2 exons. Lineage: Eukaryota; Fungi; Ascomycota; Eurotiomycetes; Onygenales; Arthrodermataceae. The coding region runs from base 1 to 252 and encodes 83 amino acids.